Molecule: messenger RNA, 2434 nt
Organism: Amphiprion ocellaris (clown anemonefish)
Lineage: Eukaryota; Metazoa; Chordata; Actinopteri; Pomacentridae
Gene: gabrd
Product: gamma-aminobutyric acid type A receptor subunit delta
Exons: 9
Coding region: 357-1742 (461 amino acids)
Biological process (GO): signal transduction; nervous system process; monoatomic ion transmembrane transport
Cellular component (GO): GABA-A receptor complex; neuron projection; membrane
Molecular function (GO): GABA-A receptor activity; extracellular ligand-gated monoatomic ion channel activity; neurotransmitter receptor activity
Source: RefSeq, a predicted model, not a curated record
CUCUUUUGCUGGAUUACAGGCGGCGGCGGCGGAUCGGCUCGUUGUUGCGGUCGAACCGGGAGUUUUUGCUUUUUUCUCUGCUGCGCUCCGCUGUUGUGCGCUCGUGGCCGGGGAGGAAUGUGGGAUCUGAUCAUGGGGUCAUCAUCAGCAUCAGCUUCUGCAGCAUCAGCACCACACUUUACUUUGUUCUCCGCAGCGCCGUAUCACGAGGAGAGCGCACUAAAAGAAAAAUAAAAAAAACUGUGGGUUUUGUCGUCGAUUUUCAUCGCGGGAAACUUUUCUUUUUCCCCUUUUUAAGAAAACCAAACAACUAUAUAAAUAUAUAUUUAUAUAUUAUUCGUUAUAUAGCGUGUGGAAUGGAGAUCCCAACUUUCCUGCUGUGGAGUCUUGCUCUGCUCUUCGUCGGAGGGGAUAUUUUCACCAGGGCCAUGCUGAGUGACAUUGGGGACUAUGUAGGUACAGACAUUCAAAUAUCCUGGUUACCAAAUCUGGAUGAUUUAAUGAAGGGCUAUGCCAGAAAUUUUCGCCCUGGGAUAGGAGGUCCACCAGUGAAUGUGGCCAUGGCUAUUGAAGUGGCCAGCAUUGACCACAUCUCUGAGGCCAACAUGGAGUACACCAUGACCGUAUUCCUACGACAGAGCUGGCAUGAUGACCGCCUGUCCUACAAUCACACCAACAAGACUCUGGGGCUGGACAGUCGGUUUGUGGACAAGCUAUGGCUGCCUGACACCUUCAUCGUUAAUGCCAAAUCUGCUUGGUUUCACGAUGUCACCGUGGAGAACAAGCUGAUCCGCCUGCAGCCCAAUGGAGUCAUUCUAUACAGCAGCCGCAUCACUUCGACAGUGGCAUGUGACAUGGACCUCACCAAGUAUCCCAUGGACGAACAGGAGUGUAUGCUAGACUUGGAAAGCUAUGGUUAUUCCUCAGAGGACAUUGUGUAUCACUGGUCAGAGAGUCAGAGACACAUCCAUGGCCUGGACAAACUAGAGCUUUCCCAGUUCACCAUCACAGACUACCGCUUUGUCACUGAGAUGAUGAACUUCAAAUCAGCGGGCCGAUUUCCAAGGCUCAGUCUUCGCUUCCAGCUGAGACGUAAUCGGGGCGUCUACAUCAUCCAGUCAUACAUGCCUUCAAUAUUACUGGUUGCUAUGUCUUGGGUGUCCUUUUGGAUCAGCCAAUCAGCAGUCCCUGCUCGUGUAUCCUUAGGAAUCACGACUGUUCUCACCAUGACCACACUGAUGGUAAGCGCCCGCUCCUCCCUGCCACGAGCAUCAGCCAUCAAGGCGUUAGACGUCUACUUCUGGAUCUGUUAUGUGUUUGUGUUUGCGGCCCUCAUUGAGUAUGCCUUCGCUCACUACAAUGCUGACUACCGACUUAAAGAGAAGGCCAAGGUGAAGGCCAACAAGCUCAGCUCUGAGUCUAUUGUGAAGAAUGGAAAACAAGCUAUGGUUCUGUUUUCCUUGUCAGUCACUGGCAUGAAUCAGGGUGUGGUUAUUUCUAACCGCCACGGGCGGGCCCAGCGCUCAGGCAGCGAAAUCCCCGGUGAGGGUGGAACAGAAGAAGCCGAACCGAGAAGGAGAAGGUCCAAGCAGGCAGAGGAGAACGAGGAGGAGAAGAAGUGCUGUUCCAAGUGUGCCUGCAAGCCCAUUGAUGCAGACACCAUCGACAUCUAUGCCAGAGCUGUGUUCCCUUUCACUUUUGCUGUGGUGAACGUGAUCUACUGGGUGGCGUACACCAUGUGAAGAGGAGGCAGCAGGUCUGUGUGAAUGGCUGCCAUCCAGAUCUGUACAUAAGAAACUGCUGGAGCUGUGCCACUUUGAUGCUGGCAGACUGGUGCAGCUGAAAUAUACUGCAGGCCACAGCUAAGAGGAAAAAAAAGAAAAAAAAUUCAGUGGAAAUAAUGGCUUGUGAAUAAGGAAAAAUGGUAAAUAAUGGAAGUAGUUAGAAAGUGUUAGGAGGACUUCAAUAUAUUUAAAUGCAAAUAGUGUUGUAUAAAGGCAAAGGACUGUGUUGCCAGUUGGAGGUUCACAUACACAAUGAAUACAGUCUAACUAACAAUUAAGAUUUCCAGAUGCCAUCCUGUUCUAUAAAUUGAGCACAGGACACUACAAGAAAUCAUCUCAUUCAAACACUUAGACUGACCACAAGUUCUCAACUAAAAAAAUGCAAGAAAUAAGACUAGAAGCCACAGUCUUCGGUAACCUCCCCGUUAUCUCAAAAAAACAAAAACGCCACCCAGACAAGAGGAUACCGAGAUGAGGUGUUCUGCUAUUCUGCAUGGCUGAUAAUUCAUUCAUCCUGCUCCCUCUUUUUUUCCCUUUCCUUUGGUCCUCCUUUUUUCAGUUCAUUUUCACGUUAAGGACACUGUCUGGAGUGUCUUAUCUCCUCAUGCAGUUCUGCCUGUUUCCUUGCCAUUAAAGGACUUCCUCCACUA